UAAGAGCUGCAUUUGGUAGAAGAAAAAUUAUAAGUAUGAUGGUUGUAAAAUGUCUAGCGUACUUGGUUGCUUUGCUGUUACUUCUACUCAAUUAUGGAGCAAACGGUCAUCGUGUGUCUAGAAAGGUGCUUGAUUAUGAAAAACAAUUUAAACUCCUCCAGAAAACAAGUGUUACAACGAUUAAGAAUGAAUAUGGAGACAUAUAUGAUUGUGUAGACUUUUAUAAGCAGCCUGCUUUCGAUCAUCCACUAUUGGCAAACCAUACAUUCCACCCUGAGAUGAAACCGUCUAGUUUCGCUCUUAAAGAAGAGCGAACAAUUUCCAAAGAAAGAGAGAUACUUUCUAAUAAUAUGAAGUCAAGAGGUAAAGGCUGCCCAACAGGAACAAUUCCUAUUAAAAGAAUGAGCAAGGAUGAUUUUAUCAAAAUGAAACGAUUUACAGAAGAUUACACUUCAAGAACCAGAAGUAAUGAUUUUGAAAAUCAUUUUGCUGUUCUUCAAACAACUCCUAAUCCAAGUAAAAAGAUUUAUCAUGGAGCGAAAGGUAUAUUCACUUAUCAUGACCCCAAAGUUAGCGAUUCUCAAUAUACUUUGGGUGGAUUGACAAUUAUGAAUGGAGAUGAUACAAUAAAAGCGGGAUGGAUGAUCAAUCCAGCAGUAAACAAGGACAAUCGUACUCGACUUUUCCAGUAUUUCAAUGGUGGUUCAUCGCAUUGUUUCAAUAUGUUAUGUUCUGGAUUUGUUAAUGUUAAUAAAGAAGCACCAAUUGAUGACGUGCUUGAACCAAUGUCAAAAAGAUGGGGAAAAAUAUAUGGUAUAAAACUCAGUAUAUUUAAGGAUCCGAAAGACGGAAAUUGGUGGCUUGUAAUAGGGACUGAAAACACCAUACAAGGGUUUUGGCCAGGAAAGAUAUUCAAUGGAUUGGCAAAUUCAGCAACAUUUGUUUCAUUUGGUGGCGAAGCAUAUGGCCCUGUCGAUCAACCUUUACCACCUAUAGGAUCCGGUUACAAAGGCAUCGCGUCUCCAGAUGAUGCUGCUUAUGUUCUUGGAGUUACAGUGUUGGAUGAAAAUUUAAAGGAAGAUUAUAACCCUGUUGAAACUGAAACGUAUACUGAUGAUCCACAAUAUACAGUCACUGAUUAUGGAUGGUCUAAUAGAUAUGGACGCAUAAUGUUCUAUGGCGGUACUACUCCAGUAUAAUAUAAUGUACGUAGUGCUACUAUUUCUAUUGAUAAACAUUAAUAAAUUUCUUCAACUUUAUUUUCAAGAAAUUUCAUAUCAAUUUUCCUAAUAUCGGUAAGCAAAUGAUCUGAAAAUCUUAGUUCUACGCCUAUUGAAUAUCAAUUUUGGGCAAAAUCGUUUUUUUUUUUUUUUUUUUUUUUUGACUAGAUGGAAAAGGAUUUCAUCAAUAGAUGAAGCUAUUGUUCCUUCUAUUUCAAGUAAUUGGCAUAGAUUGCCUUUUAACUCCUUCUAAAGGGGUCUCAUUCAGUUUUUAGUUUGGAUUUACGUCAAAUCCAAUCUGAUUCAACGGAAAAAAAAUCAAUUUUCAAAUUUACA
Messenger RNA from Chenopodium quinoa (quinoa), 1556 nucleotides. RefSeq lists its product as uncharacterized. NCBI's taxonomy places the organism in Eukaryota, Viridiplantae, Streptophyta, Magnoliopsida, Caryophyllales, Amaranthaceae. Bases 36 to 1199 code for a protein of 387 amino acids. The transcript has 8 exons. The record is from RefSeq and is a predicted model, not a curated record.